AUGGCUGGCACAUCUAACACAGCUGGUAUCCCUGCACCUUUAGCUGAAGGACACUCUAUCACUAGACCACCUUUGUUUAAUGGUUCUAAUUAUUCUUUUUGGAAAGUGAGGAUGAGAAAUUUUAUUCAAUUUGUUGAUAUUGAAGCAUGGCAAAGAAUUGUUAAAGGUCCUGAAAUUCCAUUAGAAUUGCAUGCUGAUGGUUAUAGAGAAAAACUAGAAGAUGAAUAUAAUGAACUUGAUUGGAAGAAAGUUUCUUCAAAUGCUAAAGCUUUAAACAUUCUUCAUUGUGCACUUGAUGCAACUGAGUAUAAUCGUAUUUCAGGUUGUGCAUCUGCAAAAGAAGUUUGGGAUAAACUUGAAGUCACGUAUGAAGGGACUAAUCAAGCGAAGGAAUCAAAAGCAAAUAGGCUUGUUCGGGAAUAUGAACUAUUUGAGAUGAAACCUGGAGAAACCAUUUCAGAAAUGAGCACAAGAUUUACUGAUCUGGUGAAUGUUCUCAAAGCUCUUGAAAAAGAAUUCACUGAAGAAGAGUUAGUCAAGAAAGUCUUGAGGUCAUUACCUAAAUCAUGGGAAACAAAAGUUACGGUGAUCUUUGACACCAAAGAUUUCUCCAAAUUCACUUAUGAUGAGCUGAUUGGUUCUCUUAUUGCUCAUGAAAUGCUUUAUGACAAGAGCAAGAGCAAUCUAGAUGAUGAAAAGAAAAAGAGAGGAAUUGCCUUAAAGUUAAGCCAAGAGGAUGAAUUAAGGAAAACUAUAGCCUUUAAGGCUGCCUCAAGCGACAGCUCCAAUUGUUCAAGUGAUGAAGAUGAUCUUGCCAUGAUUACAAGAAGAUUCAAGAAAGCAUUCAAAAAGGGAGGUUCAAAAUAUAAGAAAUUCUUGAAGAAAUAUUCUCCCAAAGGUGAAACAAGCAAAGAUCAAAGUGAGAUUAAAUGCUUUGAAUGCAACAAACCUGGUCACAUCAAGCCAAAUUGUCCUAAACUGAAAAGGAAGAAUUCAAAAGACAAGAGCAAGAAAGCCUUAGUUGCUGGCUGGAUGGAUAGUGAUGAUUCCUCAAGUGAUAACUCUAGUGACAAGGAGGUUGCACACAUUUGUCUCAUGGCUCUAGAAGAGGAUAAACCAGAAAGUUCCCAACAAAGAGAAAUCAACACUGAGGCAAAUAAUUCUGACUCUCUUAGUAUUGAGGAUUAUGAAGAAGCAUUUGCCAAAUUAUAUGAAGAAUACAAAGUUUAUAAGAAAAAAUGUUCUGCUUUAAAUAAAGAAAUUGCUUCCUUAAGAGCUGAAAAUGAUUCUAUGAGCAUUGUUGUACAAGAAAAUAAAUUUUAUAAAAAUCAAAUGGUCUUAUUUGAUGAGCUGAAUAAGGAGUUAGAAGAUUCAAAAAUUGCUUGUGAAAAACUCAUUGAGAAAAACAGGAUUUUAGAAACUAAGGUGGAAUCUUUGACCAAUGAUUUAGCUAAAUUCACAAAUGGCACACAAAUUCUUGAUACGUUACUUGGUUCUCAAAGAUUAUCAAAUCAAAAAUCUGGUCUUGGUUAUGAUGGAUUCAUGCACUAUGGAAAAUACAAAAAUUUCUUUGUAUGUCUUAGAAGCAAGCAAGAGUGUGAACAAUGGUAUGUUGAUAGUGCUUGUUCAAGACACAUGACUGGAGACAAAGAAAAAUUUUCAAACCUCACCUUGAAAAGUGGUGGACAUGUGAGAUUUGGGGACAAAGGCAAAGCUUACAUCAUUGGAAGUGGCUCUAUUGGGAAAAAUCCAAGCAUAAAGGAUGUCGCAUUAGUUGAAGGUUUGAAAUUCAAUCUCCUUAGUAAAGAUAAUCUCAAAAAGUUUGAUGUAAAAUCAGAUGAAGGUAUUUUUCUAGGAUAUUCAAUGCAUAGCAAAGCUUAUCGAGUCUUUAAUAGGAGAACUUUGUUAGUUGAGGAAACCAUUCAUGUUAUAUUCGAUGAAACUAACAACUUCUUGGAAAGAAAGAUUGUUUGUGAUGAUGAUGAACUAGGUGAAAUUUUUGGAAGAAAAAAGGAUGAGACUCAAAAGCAACAAAGUCAACCUAUUGAGCCCCAAAGUGCAUUUGGGAAUGAUAUUGACAAUAAAUAUGCUAAUGAGAAAGAUCAAGAAGAAUGGAGAUAUCAUAGAAAUCAUCCAAAGGAGGACAUAAUUGAUAGCCCUUCAGAAAAGAUGAUGACAAGAGCUCAACUUCGAAAAUACUUUGGUAACGUUGCAUUUGUUUCUCAACUUGAACCAAAGUCUUAUAAUGAAGCUCAAAGUGAUGAGAGUUGGAUUCUUGCUAUGCAAGAAGAACUCAAUCAAUUUGAGAGAAAUAAAGUUUGGAAACUUGUUCCUAGGCCUAGAAAUUAUUCUAUCAUUGGUACCAAGUGGGUUUUUAGGAACAAAAUGGAUGAUAAAGGACAUAAUUGA
Hevea brasiliensis (rubber tree) is the source of this 2409-nucleotide messenger RNA. Its product is annotated as spindle assembly checkpoint component MAD1-like. The record is from RefSeq and is a predicted model, not a curated record. Gene Ontology annotation, molecular function: nucleic acid binding; zinc ion binding. The transcript is spliced from 5 exons. Bases 1 to 2409 code for a protein of 802 amino acids. Lineage: Eukaryota; Viridiplantae; Streptophyta; Magnoliopsida; Malpighiales; Euphorbiaceae.